Molecule: messenger RNA, 564 nt
Organism: Cajanus cajan (pigeon pea)
Lineage: Eukaryota; Viridiplantae; Streptophyta; Magnoliopsida; Fabales; Fabaceae
Source: RefSeq, a predicted model, not a curated record
AUGGGAAGUAGAUCGAGAAGAAGAGUAGUGCAGUUCGCGAACCUACCGAUAAAGCUUCUAAUGCCCAACAGCUUCACCAACAUCCGCGAAAUCGCCCUCAAGACCAUCCCUUCCGCCACCAAGAUCGAGAUCAAGCGCGUCCUCGAGUCCCUCUACGGCUUCGAGGUCGAAAAGGUUCGAACCCUAAACAUGGACGGAAAAAAGAAGAAGCGCGGUGGCUUGUUGAUCGCCAAACCCGAUUACAAGAAGGCCUACGUCACCCUCAAGAGCCCGCUCUCAAUCUCCACGAAUCUCUACCCGAUCCGAAUCAUUGAAGAUGACAAGAUGAGGAUGAGCAAGCAAACCAAGUCCAGCGUCGUCGAAGAAGAGGCCCACGCCACCACUCACUGGCUCGAUCAUAAGAAGGAGGCCCAACAACCCUUCGGGGCCCGCAACAACCGUCCACGUUUGGGCCACCCCGAGGCUGCUGCUAUCGCUAAGUUUCCCUGGUCCAGCAUGAGGUUUGCUAGUGGUUCCACAAUUGGGUCAAAUUCACAAUCCUCUAAACAUACACUCAAAUUAUAA